AUGGGCACGGGCCCUAUGUGCCCCCCGGAAGAUCCGCCACUGGGCACGGACCCUAUGUGCCCCCCGGUAGAUCCGCCACUGGGCACGGGCCCUAUGUGCCACCCGGUAGAUCCACCAAUGGGCACGGGCCCUAUGUGCCCCCCGGUAGAUCCGCCACUGGGCACGGGCCCUAUGUGCCCCCCGGUAGAUCCGCCACUGGGCACGGACCCUAUGUGCCCCCCCGGUAGAUCCGCCACUGGGCACGGGCCCUAUGUGCCCCCCGGUAGAUCCGCCACUGGGCACGGGCCCUAUGUGCCCCCAGUAGAUCCGCCACUGGGCACGGGCCCUAUGUGCCCCCCGGUAGAUCCGCCACUGGGCACGGGCCCUAUGUGCCCCCCGGUAGAUCCACCAAUGGGCACGGACCCUAUGUGCCCCCCGGUAGAUCCACCAAUGGGCACGGACCCUAUGUGCCCCCCGGUAGAUCCACCAAUGGGCACGGACCCUAUGUGCCCCCCGGUAGAUCCACCAAUGGGCACGGACCCUAUGUGCCCCCCCGGUAGAUCCACCAAUGGGCACGGACCCUAUGUGCCCCCCGGUAGAUCCACCAAUGGGCACGGACCCUAUGUGCCCCCCCGGUAG
Molecule: messenger RNA, 618 nt
Organism: Mya arenaria
Lineage: Eukaryota; Metazoa; Mollusca; Bivalvia; Myida; Myidae
Product: inverted formin-2-like
Exons: 1
Coding region: 1-618 (205 amino acids)
Source: RefSeq, a predicted model, not a curated record